AUGAUCCCGAUCAAACUUCAAGCUGGCAAUUAUUUGUUGUGGAAUAAUCUUUUUCUUCCUGUUCUUCGCAAAUACAAGCUCCUUGGCCUUCUCACUGGUGCUGAUAUGCGGCCAUCGAGGAAAAUUUUUAAUGCUGCUGGUUGCACUGUUGAUAAUCAUGCCUUCGAUCUGUGGUAUGAUAAGGAUCAAUUGCUCAUGAUCUGGAUCAUCUCCACUUUCUCGAUGGAUUUGCUAUCUCAUACAGUCGGCAUUGAGUAUUCUCGUGAUCUCUGGGAGAUGUUGGAAAAAUGUUUUGUUGGAGUCUCUCGUGCAAAUGUUCAUCAUCUUCGUCAGUGUCUUCAAAAUCUUGUCAAGGGGGAUUUGUCUAUGGUUUCCUAUCCUCAACAGAUGAAAGAAAUUGUCGAUGGCUUGGGCGAUGCUGGUCAACCUCUAACUGAUGAUGAUUUGGUGGCUUACAUUCUUGUCGGUCUCUCUGAAGAGUACGAUUCCUUCGUCACUUAUAUUGAAACUCAUUGGGAGAAAGUUUCCUUUGAUGAACUUCUCGGUCGUGAAGCUGCUCUUCUGAAGCGCAAACUUCGAUCCAAUUCAUCUGGACCUACCGAACCGUUUCAUGCUUAUGCCGCCACUCCUCGUUCUUCACAGCACUUUUCUCACUCGCGUGGUUCCUACAACUCUAACUUUUAG
Messenger RNA from Prunus armeniaca (apricot), 684 nucleotides. The record is from the annotation of a GenBank genome assembly. NCBI's taxonomy places the organism in Eukaryota, Viridiplantae, Streptophyta, Magnoliopsida, Rosales, Rosaceae.